Seriola dumerili (greater amberjack) is the source of this 1389-nucleotide messenger RNA. It is a transcript of the gene kdsr, whose product is annotated as 3-ketodihydrosphingosine reductase. Gene Ontology annotation, cellular component: endoplasmic reticulum membrane. The transcript is spliced from 10 exons. Gene Ontology annotation, biological process: sphingolipid biosynthetic process. Gene Ontology annotation, molecular function: 3-dehydrosphinganine reductase activity. The record is from RefSeq and is a predicted model, not a curated record. NCBI's taxonomy places the organism in Eukaryota, Metazoa, Chordata, Actinopteri, Carangiformes, Carangidae. Bases 234 to 1313 code for a protein of 359 amino acids.
UUGGUUUAUGCCGACUGCGUUUGGUCACGGGGAGCCAAGGUCCACCGUGGUACUCUAACCUGACCUUUACACAUCUUUGACUCACCGCCAAACCCUCCAACAACUCCUCCUCUGAGGUCUGUGUUUCGCCACCCCCUUUUUCAGGGCCGCCGCCUGCCCCGUAGCUCCGUUAUCGGACCCUAGAAGCUGGCCUGCUAGUUAGCAAACAAGCUAACGAUUGCCAGAUUUCACCCAUGUCCUCUGAAGAAGGGUUGAGCUCAACGAUCACGGAUUGGAUUUUCAUCAAUUCUUGGUGGCUCCUCCUGCCAUUCAUCAUGCUUCUUGUCGUUGCUGCCUUCAUUGUUGCCUUUGUGUUACUGUUAUACAUGAUAUCACCUCUUAUUAGUCCCAAACCGUUGAAACUGAACGGGGCCCACGUCGUGGUGACAGGAGGCUCAAGUGGGAUUGGAAAAUCCAUUGCAAUUGAGUGCUACAGGCAAGGCGCUUUCAUCACCUUGGUGGCACGAGAUGAGGCUAAACUGCUUCAAGCUAAGAAAGAAGUGGAGAAAUUUGCAAUCAAUGACAAGCAGGUGGUGCUCUGCAUAUCGGUGGAUGUAGCUAGUGAUUACAGUCAGGUGGAAAGUGUGAUCAAACAGGCUCAAGAGAAGCUGGGGCCUGUUGAUAUGCUUGUGAACUGUGCUGGAACAUCCAUUUCUGGAAAGUUUGAGGAAGUGGAGGUGGACCGCUUUAAAAAACUGAUGGAAGUGAACUACCUUGGCAGCGUUUACCCAACACGGGCUGUCAUAACCACCAUGAAGGAGCGAAGAAUGGGCCGCAUCAUGUUUGUGUCCUCCCAAGCGGGCCAGAUUGGCCUGUUUGGAUACACUGCUUACUCUCCAUCCAAGUUUGCUCUGCGUGGCUUAGCAGAGUCACUGCAGAUGGAGAUAAAGCCGUACAAUAUCUAUGUGACUGUGGCUUACCCCCCUGACACUGACACUCCAGGACUGGCUGAGGAAAACAAGACAAAGCCUCUAGAGACCAAAUUAAUCUCUGAAACGUCUGGAGUUUGUCAACCAGACCAAGUGGCCAAAAUCAUUGUGCGAGAUGCAGUGCAGGGGAACUUCAACAGCUCCGUGGGACCCGAUGGUUACAUGCUAUCAGCCCUCACCUGUGGAAUGUCACCUGUCACCUCUAUCACAGAGGGUCUCCAGCAGAUUGUUACCAUGGGAUUAUUUCGGACCAUCGCCCUCUUCUACCUGGGGAGUUUUGACAGCAUUGUGCGCCGCUGCAUGAUUCAGAGGGAGCAGUUAAAAGCAGCUGACAAGAGAGAGUGACAGCAGCCUUACCUUCUUCAUAGCCCAGUGCUCCUUCUCCUCCUCCUCUUCCACACCCCCCCACCCCCACCCCCCA